Rhinocladiella mackenziei CBS 650.93 is the source of this 801-nucleotide messenger RNA. RefSeq lists its product as uncharacterized. Gene Ontology annotation, cellular component: endosome; trans-Golgi network. Bases 1 to 801 code for a protein of 266 amino acids. Gene Ontology annotation, biological process: retrograde transport, endosome to Golgi; phospholipid translocation. The record is from RefSeq and is a predicted model, not a curated record. Lineage: Eukaryota; Fungi; Ascomycota; Eurotiomycetes; Chaetothyriales; Herpotrichiellaceae. The transcript is spliced from 4 exons.
AUGUUGGCGUUUCUCUCCGUUAUUAUCGACUACUUUGCGCCUGUUUUCAUUAUUUUGUCACCGAUCAUGUCCUAUGGCGAUCAAAUAGCCUCAAUGCAUCGUAAGAAGAGUAGCGAUGGCUUCUCCCUCGACAUUCCCCUGAUCAUGCUUGCUGCAUCGAUUUUAAAAGUGUUCUACUGGUUCGGCGCAUAUUAUGACAAGUCACUUCUUAUACAAGCGUCAUUGAUGAUCGUGGUACAACUCAUAUUGUUGAAGGUUGCCCUCGACAAUAGAGCGCCGGCCGGAAUAAGAGACGGGAUAGAACACGCCCCUUUCCAUGGAUAUACGGCCGAGAACGGGCUGCGGGAUCUGUUGUCGGGUCGACGGCCGUACGACUUUUGGCAAUGGAACAGUGCCAAACCCUACUUUCAGUUUUUGGCAUAUUUUGCUGCUACGCUUCUGGCCGUCCAUGUUUUGCUCCCGGUGGUGUCCGGGUCUCCCGCGUACAUAUCCUUUCUCGGGUAUUUCGGUCUGGCGGUGGAAGCUAUACUACCCGUUCCUCAAAUCGUGAAGAACCAUCGAGCGCGAUCUUGCACGGGCUUUCGGUUUUCUGUCAUUGCCAACUGGCUUGCAGGUGACGCAAUGAAGAUGAGCUACUUCUUCUUGAGUAGCGAAUACAUCCCAUGGCCCUUUCGAAUGUGCGGCAUCUUCCAGGCGUGUUGUGAUUGCUACCUGGGCGUGCAAUUUUUCAUGUACGGCCAGGGCCCCGCAGGUGUCGAUGUUCCAAUGACCACGGCAAGCAAACCUGCCACGCUCGGGUGA